This is a messenger RNA of Pleuronectes platessa (European plaice), 4101 nucleotides long. It is a transcript of the gene fam174b, whose product is annotated as family with sequence similarity 174 member B. The coding region runs from base 392 to 811 and encodes 139 amino acids. NCBI's taxonomy places the organism in Eukaryota, Metazoa, Chordata, Actinopteri, Pleuronectiformes, Pleuronectidae. The record is from RefSeq and is a predicted model, not a curated record. The transcript is spliced from 3 exons.
CCAGCCCACACAAUGCCACUGGUCUCCAGCAGCAGGAGCAGGGGGCCAGGCUGCAGACAGAGCUCCUCCUCUAGAGGAUAAUCCUCAUCUCCUCACCGAGUCCUAAUGCAAUCAGGAAGGAAUCACACUCACCUCAAGGAAAACUGCGUCUGGAGAAGACUCACCGUAGGAAACCGGGAAUAGGAAAAACCCAUCGGACCAGGGGAGACAUGGAUAUUUGUUUAGCACCUUUCCCCCUGCUGUGUAUAAUCUGAUCGUGAGAAGCGGAUCUUCUAUAAUGUGACAGCUGUUGUUGAAUUUCAUCUAUUGAGGAGAAACUCAUCCCACAUCCAGCUUGUUUGUUUUUCAUUGUAAUUCAUCUUCAUCACCAUCAUCAUCAUCCAGCAUCACGAUGAAGCACAUCCUGGUUUUGACUCUGCUCAUCGCGGCUCUGUGGCGGGUCAGCGGCGAACCUCAAACUCUCCCCUCUCCCGCGAUGCAGUUAAACGCGACAUCCUCCUCCUCAUCUUCAUCAGCCCUCCUCAGCGAACACGAAGUGACCAACGUGACGGACGAUGCGGUGGGAUCCCGCAUCUCCUCUCUGAUGACGCAUCUGCCAACUCUGAAAAACAUUGUUAUUUUCAUCUGCGUGUUGACAGCUGCUCUCAUCACGUGUCUGGUCAUCAAAGUGAUCAGAUCAGGGAGACGGAUCAGAAAAACGAGAAAGUAUGAUAUCAUAACGACGCCUGCAGAACGUGUUGAGAUGGCCCCGCUUAAUGAGGAGAACGACGACGAGGACGACUCGACGCUCUUCGAUGUCAAAUACAGGUGAAUCCCAGCGUGGACGUGCAUAUCUGAUACCUCCCGAUUUGCGCAGGACAACUCAAGUGGUUCCCUUUAUUAAAUUUUUUCUGUGGUCAAGUCUAACCAAAUCAUUCUUAAUAUGCUUCUUGUGCAUGGCUUUAAUCUGUGUUUAAAAGACUGGAGCCCCCUGGAUAUCAUUGUUUGCUGCUUGACUGAGGCCUCAGUUACGUUGCCCAGUUCUUUCUAAUAUUGGAGAUCAGGAUGUUUCCUCUUGUUACUUGGAUCAGGCUGUUGUGAGCCUGGAGAUCAGUCGUCUCCAAAACAAAUCAGCACAUGCCAGUUAAGCAUUUUAGUUUUACAUUACCCCAAAUGUCAUUUACAUCGUUUUUUUGUGCUUUAGCUACAGUGUGAAGUCUGUCAGGCUGCAGAGUUUGUGUAGGAAUCAAUAGCUGCUUUGAUCCAUCUUUAUCAGAAGGCAGGGUUAGUCGAGGCUUUUUGGGAUCUAGUUUGUAAUCUUUAAAUAAAUACCAGGUGGCCUCUAAAGUCAGUUAAUGCACAAAAAUCUUUAACUGUGCAACAAAUCUCGUGCAGAAAAUACUAAAUUCUAAUUUAGAAUUUGCACAUAAAGACAAAUCUAGUUCUAUACACAGUAAUUGAUUUUUUAAACUAAACUUUAAUACCAAAUAUAUCUACUAACCACUGUAUUGUGCAUAUAUACUGUCAAUGACACUCUGUCUUUAUGGAGUAAGCGUAUAUUUUUUUUACGGUGUGUUGUUUGAAGACAUUCCUAGUUUGCUGCUAUCUCAGCUGAAGUUUUACAUUUUCAAAAUUUUAUGAAAAUCUUCAAUACUGUCGGUAUAUAUUUGUAUUUAUGGAAGACAUCCAUAUGCUGUGAAUGUGAAUUCUGCAACCUGCUGUGAUCAGGUGUGUUCGAUCCAUAGUCUGUGUAGAAAGAUGAACGACGCCUCUCCACUUCAUCCCACUGUACAAAAAUGAUGCCAACAUAUCUGAAAUCCAACAUACGAGAGGAAUCAACACCUAGACAAACAUCAGUUUGAUAAGGACCAGGGCCGGGUCUAGACAGGCAUGUAUGAGGGGGUAGCCACAAAUCUUGAGGGGGCAUUGUGCCUAACCCUAACCCUAACCCUAUUUAGUUUGAGGGGGCACAACAUUUAUUUGAGGGGGCCAGGCCCCCUCUUGCCCCUGCCUAGACCCGGCCCUGAUAAGGACUAAUUAAAAGGACACAAACCAUCUUUAAAUACAUUUUUUAUAAAGGUUUAUUUGGACUUUUAAGUUUGGUCCAUGUCCCAUCCACUUAAAUGGAGUAGGUAGGGGCUACUACCUUUACUACAGCCAGCCACCAAUGGGCAAACCGAAACCAUUUGGCUUCACUUUUUGAGAGCGUCCAUCUUUAUAUACAGUCUAUAGUUCAAUCAUGUGAUUAAAAAACCACUAAACACUAUCAUCAACAGGUUCAAAGACUGUAGUGAAGUAUGUUACAUGCACAAUGUGCACACAGUGUCUUACGUAAAGUCAGAAAAUAUCAUGUCAAGUUGCUCCUUUAGAAAUGAUCCUCUAAUCUGGCUUGUCGUGAGACCAGAGUUUGUGUGUGAGCAGCCAGUGCUGUAAUAGUAUCAUCCCCCACAAUCAUUUCCAUUAAUGGCUCACUGACCUUUGUAAUGUUUAACUUGAAAAGGGCCUUGUUUUCCUGAAGAUUUGCUUCUCUGUGCCACACGGAGGUUGGUGAAGAUUUUUUGUAUUUCUAAAUUUGGGUGAAAUAUCUUGAAAGUUUUUCAUAAACCAGUCACAGCAUGUGAGACGAUUUCUCAUGGGUUGGUGUUGUAUCCGUUUAGAUUCGGAGGAAGCUGGGUGAGACAGAUCAUUAAAACACAUGUUUCAGUACAAUAAGUUAAAGCAACAUUAAUGGGAUUUUUUUUGCAGUCUACAGAUACUGGCUUUAAUGGUAAUAGUUUGAUAUUUGGUUUUAGGAAAAAUUAGGUUCUAAAUCCUGACCAAUAAGUCAAACAUUUUCCCCCAUUAAAGGUUCAGUGUGUAGAAUUUAGUGGUGAAGUUCCAUGUUGCAGCUGAAUGCCUCACCUCACCCUAACCUUCCAAGCUGUGGCAGCUUUUAGUUGUGGUUAAAAACUCAAAAGUUGUUUUGUUUGUCCAGUAAAAAACAUGGCGUCCUUCAUAGAGAGGACCUACUCCAGAUGUAUAUAUAAAGUAUUUAAAUACAAAGGGCCCAUUAGAUGAUAACUCACUAGUGUAAACUUCACUAGGAUUAUUUUAUAUUCAAUUUCUGCCAAUAAAACCCCUUUAAAUUGAAUAUGUACGAAGCCACUCUUGCGAAUGAUGAAAUAACAGAAGCUGGUUUGUCAUAUGUCCGACAUUUUUUAUUCGUAUACAAAAUGCAAUAGAGAGAUUCAAAAUAAAUGAAAGUCCCCAAACCUUCCUCGCCUCUGUGCACCUUGACUGUAAUCUCAGUGGCCUAACACUGCAGAGUGCACCUAGAUUGGGUUUGUGCAGCACAUGGUGUGGGGGUUGUAGGUGACCUUCUGUUUAAAUCCAAACUGUUAUUUGAUAGUGCACAGUGGCCCACAGGUGCAGCUGUUUUCAAAUGACCUCCAUCCCUGGUUGAAUAAGAAAAAAGGAACUGCAUCGCCCGUGUGCAGCCUUUUCAGUCUCUCUCUUUACUUGAGAAAGAACAUUGUGUAUUUCUCCUGUGUUGACAUUUACAGAUAAUCAGAUACAUGUAUUAUCAUUGUUUCAAAUAUAAGUGCUAAUGAUGUUAAACAAACCUUCAACCGUGUUUUUUAUAUAAAUGUUCUUCGCUGUACCUUUUACUGUUGGUUGUUGUAUGCUUUUUCUAUUGGAAUAUGUUUAUUUCAGUUUAACUUAAGAUCCAUUUUUGUUCCUCUGCUAAAUUAUUCCUUGUAUUCAUCCUAUGCUGUUCCCCUCAUCCAUCUCAGUAAAAUCUUUUAAAAUGUUAUUUCAGGUUGUGUUUGAAAUCGUGGAAAAACCCGUCUUCUGUUAAAAGGCUAAAUCUGGACUUUUACUGUAACCGAAUCAUUCGCUGACGAAAAUUCCUCUCGUAAAAUGAAUCAGCGUCAGUGUGGUAGCUAUUUGAAGACUGUAGCUAAUUUCCUCAAUUUCACAUUGAGGCCAAAAACAUUAAAAGGCGACAAAAAGACUGUUUCAGAAGUUUAUUGAAAACAAAGCCCCUGACUGGUCGCGUACGCCACAGUUAUUUCCUCAGUUUCCAUCUCUUUGAAACACUGAUGAAAUAAAACCCACUUCUUUACAAGUGUUUUAAAAGAA